AAAGAUUAGCACGCAAUUGAUCAAACCAGUGACCCCAACUCCUCCAAACCUCAACAAAUACAAAAUCUCUUUCCUAGACAAAUGUCUUACACCCAUGAAUCUGGCUGUUCUUCUGUUUUAUGGAUCCAAACCGGAAGGCUUGGAAGAAUCACUUGCCCGAAUCUUGGUGGACUUCUAUCCGCUCGCCGGGAGAUACAUCAAGGAACAAAGCCUUGUGGACUGCAACGACGAGGGCGCCGAGUUCGUCACAGCACACGCUACCGAUGUCGACCUCAACGACGUUGUCGGAAAGAAUGAUGCCGACAUUCUGCAGCAUUUCUAUCCAGAUUCGUACUACCGAUGUGACGAAGAUGCCUUGAAUCCACUCCUGUCGAUCCAGGCUACCCAUUUCCUCUGUGGCGGCGCCAUCAUCGCCGUCAGCGUUUCCCACAGAAUUUUCGACGUACCUUCCAUCGCCACAUUCAUAUCCGCCUGGUCAAGCGCCGCCCAUCCUCAAAAAUCUGUUCAGAUCACUCCGUCUUUCAACAUCCCGUCUUUGCUCCCUUGCAACGACCACAACUUUGGUGUUAAUCUGAAGCAAUCGAGCGCUGAGAAGCCCACGAUUGUCACCAAGAGGUUGUUGUUCAACAAGGCUGCUUUGACCAGCCUCAAGUCAAAAUUAAAGCAAGACACGAUCUCAGAUGCUGAGAUCGUGUCUGGUGUUAUAGCAAAGGCCCUGAUCCGUCUGGACAGGGCCAAGCAUGGGCAAAAUAGAGAGUUUGUGGUUUUCCAACUGAUUAACAUGCGAGAAAGAAUGAUCCCGCCUCAGUCGAAGCACGUGUGUGCGAACCUGUCAUUCACCAUGCUCACGCCUCCUGUGGCCGCUUCGGAAGAGAUCAGAGUUCAGGAAAUAGUUGAUGUGAUAGGCGACGGCGUUAGGGCCAAUGUAGCGGAGCUUGCUGGAGUACUGUCUCCGGAUACAGACGGACGCGAAGUCAUCAUGAAUAGCUUAGGGAGCUUGAUGAAGGCGAUUUCGAACCGGGAGACUAAUUUCAUAGCGUUUACGGAUUUCAGCGAGUUUGAAUUCCACGAAGCGGAUUUCGGGUGGGGGAAGCCUGUGUGGACGGCCGUCACACCGCAGCGGCUGCGCAGCAACUCCACGUUGCUUAUGAGGAAUGAAGAGGUGGAUGGGAUUGAGGCAUGGGUGCAUUUGUACCAAGAUGACAUGCCUCGCUUCCAGGAAGAUGAGGAUAUCAAACAAUUUGCACACUAGAAAUCAUGUUGAUAUUUUAUUCAGUUUCUGCUUUAUGUUGUUUGCUUCAAGUAUCGGCUCCUCAAUCCUGUCUCAAAUAAAUUUCUAGUUCUUCUUUCGUCGGAAACAAGUUUGGAAUUAAUGAAGUUCACAAUGUUUGUAUAUA
Messenger RNA from Salvia hispanica, 1397 nucleotides. Its product is annotated as pelargonidin 3-O-(6-caffeoylglucoside) 5-O-(6-O-malonylglucoside) 4'''-malonyltransferase-like. Lineage: Eukaryota; Viridiplantae; Streptophyta; Magnoliopsida; Lamiales; Lamiaceae. The record is from RefSeq and is a predicted model, not a curated record.